AUGUCAACACGCCAAGAGGGCGAAGACCAUGACUUUAUGAGUCAGCUGCUCCUGUCCGGAAAGUACAGUGAUUUUAAAUUACGAUGCCAUGGUGUCGAGUUCAAGCUCCACAAGUCCGUCGUUUGUAUGCAGAGUCCCAUGUUUGCAGCUGCACUGGAUGGCAACUUUACUGAAGCGGCUUCCGGCACCAUCGAUGCUGAACUUUUUGAUGUCGACACGAUUCGACGCCUGGUCCAAUUCUUUUACAUCGGCGACUACAAUACAGAGAACCCAAGUGACACCAAGCAGCUUAUCAUCAAGCUCGAGUCACCCUCCGAAGAAAACCUUACGCUUACGCCCGCUGGAACCGAGAUCUUGAGCGCCAUUUCCGUCGCCGAUCAGCUGCGAGCUCACAUCGACCUCAACAUUGCCGCCGAUUACUACCAGGUCCCCGACCUCCUCAAGAUGACAAGAGACGAGGUGGAAAAAUUGCUGCAACAUCACUGGAAUGCCAGCGCUUUCCCAGAACUCUUCGACCGCGUGUCUUCAGUGGUCGCUGAUGCAAAACUUCAAUCAAUUGUCACCGAUGCGGCAGCGCGCCAUUUGGACGAACUCGUCCAAUUGAAGGAGUUCCGGGAACUGGAUUGUAUCAACGAAAUCACGAUCAAGCUUCUUUCGAGCAUUCUCGAAGCAAACAAGUCGGCUCGGAGCCCGAAGCUUAAGAGCCCCAAGAAAAGAAAGUCGACUUUCAGCCGAUGGUAA
Molecule: messenger RNA, 741 nt
Organism: Clonostachys byssicola
Lineage: Eukaryota; Fungi; Ascomycota; Sordariomycetes; Hypocreales; Bionectriaceae
Source: the annotation of a GenBank genome assembly